GUUGGGUUCAAGCGUCCCUGGCCACCCUCAACUGCUAAAGUCCAUCAGAUUCUGCUUGAUAUCACUAGAGAGAAUACAGGGGAAGAAGAUGCCCUCACUCCACAGAAGAAGCUCCUCAACUCUAUUGAUAAAGUCGAGAAGGUUGUGAUGGAAGAGAUUCAGAAAAUGAAGAGCACUCCUAGUGCUAAGAGAGCAGAAAGGGAGAAAAGGGUUCGUACGCUAAUGUCGAUGCGAUGAUGACAUUGACUGCACAGUGAGUACAUCAUCUUCUGAGGAUAUCAAAGAGAGGUGGAUCAUCUACUGGUAAUAUCUUCAUGAGCGUGUGGAUUUGUUAAGACUUUUUGGUAUCAUCUACUCUGAUGAUAUAUUACUAGAAAGGGGUCAAUCAUCACUCUGAUGAUAUAUAGCAGGUAGCUUCUAUCAUUUUUCUGAUGAUAAGACAUAGUACGAGAUUCAUCUUCUGAUGAUAGCAUCAUAGGGGAGAUAACUGUUAGAUAGUUCACGGAUUUAUGUUGAGAACCUUUUUUGCUUUUAGGCUUUUGUAAUUUCCCUCACUAGACAUGUAUGAUGAUGUCUUCUAAAUUCAAGUAAACAGAUUGUACAGACGUUUCCAAUUUUGGUUUUGUUGGUGGAAAUUGCAGAUGUUCUUUUAGCCUGAGAUUUCUUGAUAUCUGUAAUUGUCACAAUCUUGGUGAAGGCCUUCUUGUUUCUAAACAAUAUCAAUAUCCUGAAUGUAACACUUUUUUCAUAUAUGUUACGUCACAGACUCACACAUAUUUGGUAAAAGGUCACAUCUGUUGUUUGUAUUCUUUACAAUGAGAAUCUAAUAAACAAGAUUCGUCUGUGUCUGGUUACUAAACUAUAAAUACAAGCACACAUUAAAAACUGUAUCAAUAAAACCUGCAAUGGAUCCAAAAUUAAACACUAACCUUAUCUUCAUCAAAUCCUUUGUUUUUGCAUUCAUGCUUUAUGCUCUCUUCAAAUGGUUCUUGAAGAAACAAGAUUCAAUGGCUGCUACGAAGCUGCCACAGCCCUCAGCUUUACCAUUCAUUGGUCACCUUCAUUUGAUAGGCCAAGUAUUGCCUGUCUCAUUCCAGAAUCUAGCUCGCAAGUAUGGCCCACUCAUGGAGAUACGUCUCGGCGCUUCUAAGUGCGUUGUGGUCUCAAGCUCUUCGGUGGCGAGAGAGAUUUUCAAGGAGCAAGAGCUUAAUUUCUCCUCGAGACCUGAGUUUGGUUCUGCUGAGCAUUUCAAGUAUAGAGGGUCCAGAUUCGUCCUUGCGCAAUAUGGAGAUUACUGGAGGUUCAUGAAAAAGAUGUGCAUGACUAAGCUUCUUGCUGUCCCACAGCUGGAGAAAUUCGCUGACAUCCGUGAGGAGGAGAAACUGAAGCUGGUCGAGUCUGUGGCUAAGUGUUGCAGAGAAGGGUUGCCUUGUGACUUGAGUAGCCAGUUCAUAAAAUACACCAACAAUGUCAUCUGCAGGAUGGCGAUGAGCACGAGGUGUUCAGGUACUGAUGAUAAAGCGGAAGAGAUAAGGAAGCUGGUGAAGACAAGUUUGGAGCUUGCGGGGAAGAUCAGUGUAGGAGAUUUGUUGGGACCAUUCAAGGUACUGGAUUUUUCCGGGAACGGGAAGAGAUUAGUGGCUGUAAUCGAAAAAUAUGACCUGCUUGUAGAGAGGAUUAUGAAGGAACGUGAGGCAAACACGACAAAGAAAGAUGGUACCAGAAAGGACAUUUUGGAUAUAUUGUUGGAAACUUACAGAGAUCCCACUGCUGAAAUGAAGCUAACGAGGAAUGACAUGAAAUCUUUCCUGCUGGAUGUUUUCAUGGCGGGAACAGAUACAUCAGCAGCAGCAAUGCAGUGGGCAAUGGGGCAACUACUAAACCAUCCACAAGCGUUCAACAAGUUAAGAGAAGAAAUCAAUACCGUUGUUGGAAGUAAAAGAAUGGUCAAUGAAUCAGACGUUCCUAACCUCCCUUACCUCCGAGCUGUCCUAAGGGAAACUUUGAGGCUCCACCCUUCAGCUCCUCUGAUCAUAAGAGAAUGCGCAGAAGACUGCCAGGUGAACGGGUGCCUUGUCAAGUCAAAAACACGUGUACUCGUAAAUGUCUAUGCAAUCAUGCGAGAUUCAGAACUAUGGAAGGAUGCAGACAGAUUCAUUCCCGAGAGAUUUCUAGAGAGCUCUGAAGAGAAGAUAGGUGAACAUCAGAUGGAGUUCAAGGGACAGAAUUUCCGUUACCUUCCGUUUGGGAGUGGAAGAAGAGGAUGUCCAGGAGCAUCCCUUGCCAUGAAUAUGAUGCAUAUAGGUGUGGGUUCAUUGGUGCAGCGCUUCGACUGGAAGAGUGUUGAUGGACAGAAGGUCGAUCUGAGCCAAGGUUCUGGUUUUUCUGCUGAGAUGGCUCGACCACUUGUGUGCAACCCUGUGGAUCACUUUAAUACCUUCUAACGAAGUGCUAUUUUACCCAAGAAGUAUAUGUAUAAAAGAACCGUGGUUCAGUAUCGUUUCAAAGCUCUUACAUGAAACUUGCUUUUCAACAUGGUCCCUUACAUCAAUAUGAUAAAUAAUACAUCUGCGUACUGUAAGUCUGUAACUACA
This is a messenger RNA of Camelina sativa (false flax), 2594 nucleotides long. RefSeq names its product 3,9-dihydroxypterocarpan 6A-monooxygenase-like. Gene Ontology annotation, molecular function: iron ion binding; oxidoreductase activity, acting on paired donors, with incorporation or reduction of molecular oxygen, NAD(P)H as one donor, and incorporation of one atom of oxygen; heme binding. Lineage: Eukaryota; Viridiplantae; Streptophyta; Magnoliopsida; Brassicales; Brassicaceae. Gene Ontology annotation, cellular component: membrane. The record is from RefSeq and is a predicted model, not a curated record.